Molecule: messenger RNA, 1683 nt
Organism: Scophthalmus maximus (turbot)
Lineage: Eukaryota; Metazoa; Chordata; Actinopteri; Pleuronectiformes; Scophthalmidae
Gene: smim22
Product: leucine rich repeat containing 2
Exons: 11
Coding region: 481-1623 (380 amino acids)
Molecular function (GO): protein binding
Source: RefSeq, a predicted model, not a curated record
UGUGUGGCAGCGCCCUCGUGUGGAGCAGCAGUAGAACUACAGUAGGCUGUUGCUGACCUGUGUGUGUGUGUGUGUGUGUGUGUGUGUGUGUGCGUGUGUUUAUUUAAAGAAGGUGAACACACACAUGUCUUUACAUUGUGUUCAUUGUAAAUGUCAUGGACCUGGACGGAGGGCCGGCAUCAUGUGACACACACACACACACACACACACACUAGGAGUCACAUCUCUGGUGUUAAAAAUAGCGUGUUGUGUCAUACACACACACACACACACACACACACACACACACACGGCGUCAGGUCGCAGCUCGUGUGUGUUUCAGUCUCAGUAAACAAGCUGGAGGACGUGAACAGAAUCAGACGACGUGUUCAGAUCCACCAGUGAUUCAACCUCAGAACUCGUGAGCAGCUGAGACUCAACACACCGUUCAACAAAACCUCAUUCAAAUCCACUGGAUCCAAAUCAAAUCAUCAUUAGUAAAUGAUGGGUUUGGAGAGGAAGCUGGACGUCCCGGUCGGUGAUCUGUCUGUGAUCAGAGGGAUGUGGGAGGUGCGAGUGAAGAAGCACAGACAGCGACAGAAGAAGGAGCAGCAGAGGGUCGAGAACAGCGCCCUCGCCAGGAUCGACCAGCAGUGGCAGUAUCGCAUCUACUGUAAGACACUGAAGAGCCACGAGCUGAACCUGCUGCACCGCUACCUGGAGAGGUCCACACUGCCCGACACACAGCCACGCACAGAUGAAGACCAGCUGCAGGAUCCUCAGGAUCCAGAUCAGAGCAGACUGAUCCUGCAGCUGGACGGAGAUCGUUGGACGAGCUUCCCCCGGGAGCUGCAGUGGAAGACCUACCUGAGGGAGUGGCACGUUCGGGGGACAAGGAUCCGCCAGCUGCCCGACUUCCUGGCUCUGUUCACGCAGCUCACCGUGCUCGAGAUCCCAAAGAACGCCAUCGCUGAGCUGCCGCCGGAGAUCGGUAAACUGACCGAGCUGAGGGAGUUGAACGUGAGCUACAACCGUCUGUCCAGAGUUCCUCCAGAGCUCGGACACUGUGAGAACCUGCAGAGACUGGAACUGAGGGGAAACCACAACCUGUCGGAGCUGUCGUUCGAGCUGAGCAGCCUGAAGCGACUGGUUCACCUGGACAUUGCGGAGAACCGGUUUGUGUCGAUCCCCGUCUGCGCUCUGAGGAUGAGCCGCCUGCAGCUGCUGGACCUGAGCAGCAACCGUCUGAGCGACCUGCCGCAGGACAUGGACAGGUUGGAGCAGCUGGUCACACUGAUCGUCCAUAACAACCACCUGUCUUACCUCCCGCACUGUCUCACCCUCAUCUCCACGCUCAAGAUGAUCGUCGUCAGCGGCAACGAACUUGUCUGCGUCCCCAGCAAACUGUGCAGCAACCCCGACAUCAAGUUCAUCCGACUGUGCGACAACACAAAGAGUUCAGAGAAGAAAAAGAAAGAGAAAGAGCAGAAGAAGAGGAGGAGCUGGAGAGGGUCUGGAGAGGAGGAGGAGGUGAAGAAGGACGGCAGAGAGAAGGAGUUCAUCGAGGCCUACGUCAGCACGCUGAAGGACAGAGAAACCGUACCAUACUCCACCACCAAGGUGUCCAUAUCCUGCCUGCUGUGAGGAGGAAGAGGAGGAGGAGGAGGAGGAAGAGAGAGAGGAAGAGGAGGAGGAAGAGGGAGA